AAUCUUUUGUUCGCCACAAUUCAUUAUGCCGCGCUGAAAACAUAUCCAUAAACAGGGACUUCCAAGUCUUCCUAAAUGGUUUACCAGCAUUUGGUCGCUCUGCCGUAAUGGUUCGUAUCAGCUUACGGCCAAGACUCCAGGGUUUGUGUGACUGAAGACUAGUUUCAAACUUGUUGCACAUUACUUAUCCCACCCUGUUCGCUUCAAAGUCGGACCUUCUUCAAGAUCAGCCAUUGCGUACGUCAAAGCGGACAGGCUUCGGGUGACUUCUGUAUCGAUCAUUCUUUCUGACAAUCACAGGGUUAUCAAUGGCCGAGCGCUUUAAGUUAUAAUUUGAAAGAGCAAUGGAUUAACACUUGGACAUACGCUGAUGCUUUUGAAGGACCGUUGUUUAGAAAGCGUCUGGAUAUCUACUAAAACAAUAUUCUGAUCGUUAUACAUUGUGCGCCGAUUCCAUAAUGGGAAGACAAAGCGUGUUGGUGCAAAUGCAACUCUGUUAAAGUCAAGUUUAUAACUAUCCGAUACUUUGAAUCACUAUAUUUGUAAAUAAAUCUGGGUCGCCCGGCAUCGUGAUCCUGUCCCAACAUCUGGAGAUGUGGGCUCCCCGUCCCAGAAGAGCCUGUCCCGAGACCUUGAAGCAAACCUUGAGGGCGCUGGUGCUGCUUCUCUGUCUCUUAGUGGUCUCCAGCUCAGAAGAUCAGGAGGGAAUCAAUGCCGAGUCAUGGUUACGUCAGUUCGGCUACCUGUCCCAGGCCAGCAGGCAGAUGUCCACCUUGCACUCCUCCCAGGUUCUGGCCAAGGCCAUCGCAGACAUGCAGCGCUUCUACGGCCUGCAGGUGACCGGGAUUAUGGACCCCGCUACUGUCAGGGCCAUGCGACAGCCCCGGUGUGGUCUACCAGACAGGACACCAGAUGAGGUCCACCCGGGUUCCAGAAGGAGACGAUACACUCUGACGGGACAGCAAUGGGACAAAGACGACCUCACCUACAGCCUGCUGAAGCAGAACAUCCCGGCCUCCCUGGGGGCGGGGCGCACGGCCACCGCCCUCCGCAGGGCCUUCGACGUGUGGAGCCAGGCCACGCCCCUCACCUUCCAGGAGGUACCCGCCGACGACAACAACAUCCACAACAACAACAACAACGGCGGCGGCGUCAGCGGCAACGGCAGCGCCUCGGCUCCGCUGGCCGACAUCCUGCUGCUCUUCGCCUCCGGUUUCCACGGCGACAUGUCCCUGUUUGACGGGGAGGGGGGGUCCCUGGCGCACGCCUACUACCCCGGCCCGGGGAUGGGGGGCGACACUCACUUUGACGCCGACGAGCCCUGGACCCUGGACCACGAGGACCCCACAGGUAUAGACCUCUUCCUGGUGGCGGUCCACGAGCUGGGCCACGCCCUGGGGCUGGAGCACUCGGACCACCCGGACGCCGUCAUGGCUCCGUUCUACACCUGGACCCCCACGCACAACUUCACCUUGUCCCCGGACGACCGCAGCGCCAUACAGUACAUCUACGGCCCGCCCCGCGCCACCAACGCCCCGCCCACCUCCGCCCCGGUCCCGCCCCCGGACGGCGAACCCGACCGCCCCGCCUCCGUCCCUCCCCCGCCGCCGGCAGCGGAGCCCACCGUACCGCCUCCCCGGGACCCCCCGCCCCCACCCCCGCGGGCCCCCACCCGCCGGCCCCCCGCCGGGCCCACCACCCGCGGCCCUGACCUCCGACCCCCGGCGCCUCCCAGGCCCACCGUCCCGGAGGUCCAGCCGCAGCCCGUCACCCCGGCGAUGGCGCCGGAGGACCCCCGCCUCCCCCCACAGCCUCCUCCCGAGCGCCCCCGGACCCCGAAGCGUCCGGACCACCUGGCCCCGGACAUCUGCGAGGGGGACUUUGACUCGGUGACCGUCCUGAGGGGGGAGAUGUUUGUCUUCAAGGGUCGCUGGUUCUGGCGCGUCCGUAGGAACCGGGUCCUGGACAACUAUCCCAUGCCCAUCUCCGUCUUCUGGAACGGGUUACCCGAUGACAUCGACGCUGCGUACGAACGCCACGAUGGGAAAUUUGUCUUCUUCAAAGGAGAGCAGUACUGGGUGUUCCGGGAGGCUGACGUGUUGCCCGGAUACCCCCAACCCCUCCGGUCGUACGGUCGGGGCCUUCCCGAGGACCGCAUCGACACGGUGAUCUGGUGGGAGCCCAACGAACACACCUACUUCUUCAAGGGAGACAGAUACUGGAGGUACCACGAGGAGACCAGGCAGACGGACAAGGACUUCCCCAAAGCGCUGAGCCGCUGGGGGAAGAUCCCCUCCUCCCCACGGGGGGUCUUCCUCAGCGAUGACGGAGCCCACACCUACUUCUACAAAGGCAGCAGCUACUGGCGCUUCGACAACCGCAAGGGGGCAGCGGAUCCCGGCUACCCCCGCUCCGUCCUCCGGGACUUCAUGGGCUGCCGGAACGCCCCGGACCCCCCGCCCGAGACGGAGACGGAGCGCACGCAACCGGCCGCGCCCCCGCCGCCACCGCCACCGCCCGGGGUCGACCCCCGCAGCCCCACCCGCCGCGACCGCGACAGAGACGCGACGGACGUCCCGGGCCGGGGCGGGGCGGGCGACGGGGGGCAGGAGGAGGAGGAGGAGGUGGUGGUGGAGAACGAGGUGGUGGUGAUGGUGCCCGAGGACGGGUCGAAGGUCAUGACGCUGGUGAUGGUGGUGGUGCCGUUGGUGCUGGUGGUCUGCAUCCUGGUGCUGGUGUACGCCAUCCUGCGCUCGCUGCAGAAGAAGGAGACGCCCCGCGUGCUGGUGCACUGCAAGCGCUCGCUACAGGACUGGGUCUGAGACACACAGACGCACGCACACACACACACACACACACACACACUUAUAGACGCGUAUACACACAUAUACACACAUUUGUAGAUGCGCAAACACACACUAUAGAUGCAAACAUAUUGAACAAUUAAUGAUGCGUACAGACACACACGCACAUACUUUUGUACACCAACACACACACACACACACUUAUAGAGACGUAUGCACACAUAUAGACACAUUUGUAGAUGCGCAAUCACACACACUUAUAGACGCACACAUAGAGAACAAUUAAUGAUGCGUACUGACACACACACACUUAUAGACACAUAUACACACAUAUACACAUUUAUAGAUGUGCAAACACGCAUACUAUAGAUGCAAACCUAUUGAACAUUUAAUGAUGCAUACAGACACACACACACAUACUUUUAUGCACAAACACACACACACACACUUAUCGACACGUAUACACACGCAUACACAUUUGUAGAUGCGCAAACACACACACACUUGUAGACGCACACAUAGAGAACAUUUAAUGAUGCGUACUGACACACACACUUAUAGACACGCACGCACAUACACAUUUGUAGAUGCGCAAACACACACACUUAUAGACGCACACAUAUAGAACAUUUAAUGAUGCGUGCAGACACACACUUUUAUAUACACACACACACACACACACACACACACACACACACACUUGGGUUUAGGGCUAACACGCCAGGUAGGCUUCACAGUGAUGGAGCUCUUGCACACCCAUGACAGGUACAGACACACACUCGCCACUCAUGACCCCACCCAUGCCCAUAAUAUGAGCUGAUAGGUAGGAACCAAUGAGAAGUCUCUAUUUGUUGCCUCUGGUGCCUCAACCAACCUUGAGACAUUUGCACUUUUUAUUUUUCUUAUUCUGUUUAUGAUUUCCUUGUUUUAGUGUGUGUGUGUGUGUGCGUGUGCGUGUGUGUGUGAGGGAGGGAGGGAGCUGGAAUGUGUAACAGCUGAGUCCGUUUUCUGGCCUCUAUCUCCCACAGGGCUCACAACCACUGUCCUGUCUCUCACACAAACAUCCACACAGCCACACGCAGACACACACACACACACACACACACACACACACACACACACACACACACACACACACUCACACUUUGACCAAACAUUUAUGCCUCUAAUUUCUACAUACAACGCUACAUAUACACACUCUGCAAGAUCUGCAAGAACCGGCACACACUGCUAUUGUUGCACGCAGACACGCAGGCACCAACCCCCCAACACACCAACACACCAACACACCAACACACCAACACACCAACACACCAACACACCAACACACCAACACACCAACACACCAACAGUCGUACUACACUUAGGACUGUUUUGCCCCCAGAAUGCUACUAGUCACCACUAAGCCGUAGUGCUGGGCGACGGUGGACUGGUUUCUGUUCUACCGGUGGGCUGUUUGACGGCUCCCCGGGUUCGUGUGGGAACACGACUGCCGUUUGUGUUCACUGCGGAGGGCCCAAGAGGCGUCACAAGAAAGAGAGUCGAAAUAUGACGACCAGAAAGGGAAAUGAGGGCGAUAACCCUCCAGCCACACAACUCUGUUAGAUCUGCUGCGCCGAUGUGGAGACAGAGCUGCAGACAGACAGGGUGCAAGAGACAGAAAGAGAGACAGAGAGAGCGAGGGAGAGAGAGAGUCAGAGAGAGAGAGAGACAGAAUGGCGCUGGUCUGGUUUGUAUUAAAAACCACAUGUUGCUGAUUUACUUGCAUCAGGCUGAAGAAUGGAGGGGGCCUGGCGGGAAGGGGGGGGGGGGCUGGAGAAAGACCCAGCAGAGGGACGAAUCCAACAGUUGGAGGGAGAGAGGGAGAGAGCUGGAGAGGGAGAGAUGGAAAUAUAUCCUGCCCGGAUGAAGAAGGAAUGUGUGUGUGUGUGUGUGUGUGUAUUUGAUAGGGACAACCUGGGGACAGCAGCCCCCCCCCCCCCCCCACCUCCUCUGAAGGAGUGAAGGAGAAAAAGGAGAGGGAGAGAGGAGGACAGGGCGAGGAGAGGGCAGUGCUGGCACUGUUCCCUGUGACCUAGUUUAGAGUUCUCCUGCAACUCUCUCUCUUCCUCCUUCCUUCCUUCCUUUCUCUCUCUCUCCUCUCUCCUUUUUUCCCUCACUCUCUUUUCCCUGUCUCUCCUUCUCUGUUCCGUCUUUCCUCCCUCUCUUAUCUCUAUCCUCUCCCUCAUGUCCCACUCCCCUCUCUUUAUCUCUCCUCUGUAUCUUCUUUAUCCAAUCUUCUCUCAUCUUGCUUCUCUCUUCCCUUUCUCUCCCCUCUCUUCUCUCUCUCCCCUCUCCUCGCUCUCUCUCUUACCCUUUUUCUCUUUCUUCUCUCUUCUCUCCCCUCUCUUCUCUCUCUCUCUCCCCCUCUCCUCGCUCUCUCUCUUCCCCUCUCUUCUCUCUCCCCCUCUCCUCUCUCUCUCCUCUCUCUCCCCCUCUCCUCGCUCUCUCUCUUCCCCUCUCUUCUCUCUUCUCUCCCCUCUCUUCUCUCUCUCUCUCCCCCUCUCCUUGCUCUCUCUCUUCCCCUCUCUUCUCUCUCCCCCUCUCUUCUCUCUCUCUCCUCUCUCUCCCCCUCUCCUCUCCCUCUCCUCUCUCUUCUCUCUCCCUCCCCUAUCUUCCUCCUCCUCUAUCUUCUGUUUGUUGUCGUUUAGGAGCACUGUUGGAGAACAUUUCCCAUGGGUACCACUCCUCCCGCCUCCUCCGUCAUUAUCUUCAUACACACACACACACACACACACACACACACACACACACACACACAGAAACAUACACACACGCAGACACACACAUCACCACAAACUUCUCCUAGCUUCCCUGUUGUUAUGUCCAUUGUUUGAUCUUUCUAGAUCCUACUAGAUGACUCUGUUGUGUUGCUCUUUUGGACUUCCUGUAGACGACUCACUCCUCAGUAUUAUGUCUUUGCCCAUCUGAAACAUAACAUACUGAAAUAACACAACAUACUGAAGUAUAAGAGACAACACAAACACAUACGCACACACACAUACACACACGUAUAUGCACACAGACACACACACACACACACACACAUACAUACCUACAUCCAUACCCACACAUUAUCAAACCAAGUAUAACCUAGUUCAUUGGGUUAAGAUACAUUUGCAUUAAGCCACUAUUUUUAUGAUACAAUGAUAUCGUACAGUACCUUCAUGACAUGUUACCUUCAUGUAGCAUAGCCUUGAAGUAAUGUAUGACAUAUUGUAUGACAUGAUAUAUUUUGUGUUUUUUUUAAAAGCCCUAUUUUGAGGAUUUCUUCUGUUAGAGUUUUACAGCAUAUUUCAUCAUAAUGAAAUUAGAAAACACAAUUGUUCAUCACCAUUUGUUGACAUGUAUAGUUUACAGCCCUAGUUUGCAUAAUAAUAAUGAUGGUAACGAUAAUGAUUUCAUGUGCCUUAGCCGUCCUCUGUGAAUACUGGACGACAAGUUCAGAGGACAAUGUUUUCUCUGAGAAUUGUGGAUAAUAAUUUAGGAUAAGUUUUUGCUUCCAUUUGUGUGCAUCUGUUUUGUAAAUUUUUUCAGUGUUAAUGCUCAUUAGAUGCAGAAUCGCAGUAUAUUAUUGUGAAAAGAAAUGAUGAUCCAUGCAGGGCAUGUUCUGUGUAACCUCGACACUGCUUUAUAGAGGGAACAAGAAUUUCACAAUAAAAGCACAAAAGCAAA
This is a messenger RNA of Gadus macrocephalus (Pacific cod), 6518 nucleotides long. It is a transcript of the gene mmp15a, whose product is annotated as matrix metallopeptidase 15a. Gene Ontology annotation, biological process: proteolysis; collagen catabolic process; extracellular matrix organization. The record is from RefSeq and is a predicted model, not a curated record. The coding region runs from base 594 to 2822 and encodes 742 amino acids. Gene Ontology annotation, molecular function: zinc ion binding; metalloendopeptidase activity. NCBI's taxonomy places the organism in Eukaryota, Metazoa, Chordata, Actinopteri, Gadiformes, Gadidae. Gene Ontology annotation, cellular component: extracellular matrix. The transcript is spliced from 10 exons.